Xyrauchen texanus (razorback sucker) is the source of this 1480-nucleotide messenger RNA. Its product is annotated as alpha-crystallin A chain-like. Gene Ontology annotation, biological process: protein refolding; response to heat. NCBI's taxonomy places the organism in Eukaryota, Metazoa, Chordata, Actinopteri, Cypriniformes, Catostomidae. The transcript has 3 exons. Gene Ontology annotation, molecular function: protein folding chaperone. Bases 305 to 751 code for a protein of 148 amino acids. The record is from RefSeq and is a predicted model, not a curated record.
CCCUGAAAAAGAGGUGCGAGAAAAGAUCCCUCUGCCAGCGCAAUCAGUCGAUUUAUUUAUGGCAUUUGUUUAGAGGAAGGGCUCAUGUGAAGGGGCGGUGUUUUCUAAGUUAUUUAAACCUUCUAACCAACCUAGAGAGCAAGAAUUUCACCUUGUGUUAGUUAUCCUAGAGUUGCGCAACGAGACACGUUCCCCAUUCGAGGGACACAUCUGCUUGCGCUUUUAAUAUUUAAACAGCAACAAACUCUUUUUGAAACAGUAGGCUACUUAUUUAGUGGUUAAUCCUCACAUUCAUUACAGAAGAAUGGAUUUUGAUUUACCUCCUUCUCUCCCAGUGAGCGGUAUCCAGUGGGAGAGGGUGCUCCCUCCGUUAAUUCCCCGGGUGAGCGGGACGGUUGGACCAUCGUGGACCCCGACCGAACUUCUCAUCCCAGUUUCCGAGCAGAACGGAGCAGCACAGGUUACCUGUGAUCACAAUGGAUUUACUGUUCAGGUUGAUGUGAAACACUUCAAUCCUGAGGAGCUGCUGGUUAAAGUAGUGGGAGAUUAUGUUGUAGUGGAGGGAAAGCAUGAGCAAAGAAAGGAUGGUUCAGGACUGGUGUCGCGCCAGUUUAAUCGCAGAUAUCGGAUCCCAAAUGGAGUGGACAUCAUGGCUCUGGAAUCAGCGAUGUCACCAGAAGGAAUGCUUGUAAUCUCGGCACCUCUGCAACAAGGGGAGAAUUCCAGACUAUUGAAUCACACUGGACCAUGAUGUGUACAUACAGACACACAUACCUCUGUGUGGCGUCUUUUGUGUUCAUUUUUAAACAUGUUAAUCCAAGGCAUGAAAUGCUCUCAUCUCAAAUACAAGGGCAGACCACUAAAACAGACCAAUUCUCACUUCCUCUUCUGGUGGCUGAGGUCUUCACAACCAGUUUCAAACAUUUGAUUUAAAGCCAACGAAGAAGAUUCUCUUGGUUUAGCAAACAGUCUGCAAGUCCAACACAUUUAUCCUUAUAUUAACAGGUUCCUUUGAUUCAAACACACUCAUACACAGUCAAACACACAAACUCAUGCUCAGAAUGAAUUUACUGUAUGUACAGAGAUGGGCCAAUCUAAGAUUAUCCUGUGUUGUAUCAAAUAUACUCACAAAUUGCUAUGUUGAGAUUGUACAUAUUUUUAAAUAAUCAAAUGAUAACAUAAGUGUUAAUAUCGUAAAUGAAUUUGUGUGAUGUACAGUUUGAAUAUCAUUAAAUAUAAUGUGACACCCUUUGUUUAUUUGCAAGGGUCUUUUUUAAAAAAAAAUUAUGCAUUCGUACACCACAUAAAAACAACAUAAGUAGUGGCAAAAAUAAACAUGAAAGUUUGUUUGAAAUAUUGCAUCUUCAUAUAUUAAUCAAGUGCUAGUGGGAGGAGUCAAUGGGAGGAGCAUCACAUCAACCUCACUGCAAGAGAGAGAGAGAGAUGAUAAAAAGGUAACAUUUUACAAGAAGUUUGUAUU